AUGAGUGCAGCAUUUAAGGCGUCCAUAGCGGCCUCAGCGGGUCAAGCACAACUUCAGCCAUCGGUUUUUGAUAUCUUGGCCCAGCAGAGUCAGCAACAAUCGCUGAAACCAGCACUCCAAUAUGUUCUGAAAUUCGGAGGGUUGUUUUAUAAAUCGAAGGGAUUCAACUCGUUUAUGAAAUGGUUUGAUGAAUUUUAUGCUGUGGUAAUGCUGGGUAUGGAAAACCAUUUCCUCAAAAAAUAUGGUACGUAUUUUUAAUUUUUGGUCAAUAGAUUGCAAUGAUAUGAUAGAAAAUUUCUAUAAUGUAUAUGUUACAGGCGCCUCUUUCUCCGAAAAUUUUUACUCGAUGAAACGAAUAUUCGACGAUCAAUCCAAGACCUUGCCAUCAGACAGCGAACGACGAAGAAGUUUAUUGUUUUUAGUAGUACUCCCUUACGUUGAGAGUAAAUUGUCAGCGUACAAAACGAAAAUAGAGAAUACUGAUCCAAAUCUCGUAAGUGGCAACUAAAGUGGGUAACUGUCCAAAUACGGAUAUGGGGCUGAAUAGCAACUGACAUAAUAAUGAAAACACUAAGUAUGACCGGGGUCCCCCCUAAAUACUGAACUAUAUGGACCGCAGAAAAAAACUGGCUUGAAUGUAAAAAUAAAUUUUCAAGGCGUGAACUAGGGCUGAAACUAAGCCUUAGUGUAAGCACGCUAAGCCUAAACUAAGCUAAGCUCAGCGUGGUAGGCAAAAAAUUAUUCUAAAUAAAACUUAAUACUGGGCACUUUGCAAGGUAUCUUUGAUGAAAUAAACCGGGGCAUUGUAUGUAGAAAUUCGCGCGGAACCGUAAGCAAAAAACGCAUCUUGGUUUGGUUACUGUAAUUGUUUAAUUCCUCUCUUUGGUUCUGCCUUUCUCUGCAGCCUCCUCCUUUCUGCGAUCUUUUCUGCCAGACAGGAUGUGGCCUUUUUUGUCUGUUUUUGGCCUUAUACCCACAGUCUGGGUUCGCAAAAUAUCAUCAUCUUUAAAUCGUCCUUCUAUAACACAGUUAUUUUUAGCGAACUCCAUUCAUGAAUAUGUUCUACAAGAUCUACCCAAUUUUUGUGAAGAUUCUUGGAAUUAUCAGCUUGGUUUUCCUUGUUUUAUAUGGCUUCGGAUAUUCGAAUAUCCAAUCACUUCCCCUCUUUUUACUAGGCGCGAAACUUCAACGGCUGACGCCUGAGGAGAUGGAAGCUUUUGAGAAGCCAGUGUACAAUGAGAGUGGGUGAGUGGUGAAUAAUCAAGAGGAAUGGGGCAACAGUGUUUUAGGAAGAGUAACUCGCGUUUUUCUGCAAAUUCCAUCCUGGACUGGACGUUUGUUCUCUUAUGUCCUCUUCUUCAAAGACGUUCACGAAUUCAUGCAGACCUCAAACGAAGAAGAAAAUAAGAGUUUUAAAUACGACAUUGACUUUGCAAGACCUGUUCAUCCCUCCAAUGUAAGUGUCGAAAUUAAACCAUCAUUUUAAUGCAAUUCUUUUAUUAUUUUAAUAAAUUUUAAUUCCAGUUGAUCUCCCAAUCCCAAUUAGCCCAAAUGGAGACUGAUAAAUGUCCUCUAUGCCAUAAGAGGCGUCAGAAUGAUACAGUACUCAGUGUUUCCGGUUAUGUUUUCUGCUUCACCUGCAUCAAUUCAUAUGUUCGCUCCGAAAAACGUUGUCCUAUAACGAAUCUCCCCACCUCUCAUGAACAACUUGUGCGUUUAUAUCGAAAAUCUGGUUAA
Molecule: messenger RNA, 1737 nt
Organism: Bursaphelenchus xylophilus (pine wood nematode)
Lineage: Eukaryota; Metazoa; Nematoda; Chromadorea; Rhabditida; Aphelenchoididae
Source: the annotation of a GenBank genome assembly